Molecule: messenger RNA, 840 nt
Organism: Funneliformis geosporum
Lineage: Eukaryota; Fungi; Glomeromycota; Glomeromycetes; Glomerales; Glomeraceae
Source: the annotation of a GenBank genome assembly
AUGACAUAUAAUUUAUGGUCGGACCUCUCUAAAGAUUUAUCCUCUUUAAUUGACAAUGAUGACGAUUAUAAUGAUUAUAAUGUCAUCAUUAAGGUCGGAGAGAAGGAAUUUCGUGCGCAUUCCAAUAUUUUGCGUUGUAGAUCUAAUUAUUUUCGUCAUGCGAUAUCAAAAAAUUGGUGGUCCAUGAAUGAAAAUAAAAAAUUUGUUUUAUCAAAGCCAAAUAUGAAACCUGAAGUUUUUGAUGCUGUUCUAAAUGGUAGUUUCAAUUUCAACGAAUUUAGUCCGCAAAUCAUCCUCGAAAUUUUGGAAGCUUCGGAUGAAUUUAUACUUGAAAGCUUGAUAGAUACCAUUCAAACCUACAUGAUCGAGAAGCAGUCCGAAUGGUUACAACUCAAUAUUAUUAAUCCUCUCAACAUAGUAUGUAAACAUGAUCAUAUUACUAAACUACGGAAUCAUUUAACUGAACUUGUUUGUAAGAAACCUCAUUUGUUAUUCGCAUCAAUGGAUUUUCCUUUAUUAGAAGAAUCCGCUUUGAUUUAUGUCUUAAAACAAGACGACCUAGAGUUGGAAGAGAUGAAAAUAUUGGAGAAUGUUAUCAAUUGGGGGGCCGCAAAUAGCAAUCCAAAAUUAAGUCAGGAUCGUACUAAAUGGACCAAUAAUGAUUUAUUGGAACUUAAAAGGACGUUACAUCAUUGCAUCCCUUUUAUCAGAUUUUUUCACAUUCACUAUAAUGAUGUUAUGAGAACUCCAUUUCAAGAUAUUCUAUCAAAGAAAGUUAAAAAUAAUGUCAGAAAUUACCAUCUUAAUCCUUACACAACGGAACGAUUGCAAGCUGGAUAG